Mesocestoides corti is the source of this 549-nucleotide messenger RNA. NCBI's taxonomy places the organism in Eukaryota, Metazoa, Platyhelminthes, Cestoda, Cyclophyllidea, Mesocestoididae. The record is from the annotation of a GenBank genome assembly.
AUGGAAAGUGGUGACUUGGAAUCCCUGUCGCGAGUCGAAAUGUACCCCAACAAUCGAACACCAAAUGCCAUUAACCCGAAAUCCCAUCGAUUUCCACACUCCAUUGUGUGGACUCCUCUUCCUGUCAUCACAUGGCUCUUUCCACUCAUCGGACAUACCGGAAUUACCAACUCCAAAGGCCUGAUCUACGAUUUCGCCGGUCCCUACUUUAUAAGCGAGGACAACAUGGCGUUUGGGUGGCCAACAAGGUACCUGCAACUCGACAUGGACUCUGUCGGCGGAGCGGAGAACUGGGACAGGGCUGUCUACGAGGCCAAUACGAAGUACAAGGGUCGAAUGCACAACCUCUUCUGUGACAACUGUCACAGCCACGUGGCCUACGCGCUCAAUGAAAUGGGAUACAAGGGCUCGACCAGCUGGAAUAUGUACAGCGUUGGCUGUUUAAUCGGAUUUCGUGGAAGGUUCUUGGGUUGUCUCUCUUUUCUCCGCACUUUCGGUCCCUGUCUGGCGAUCUUCUCUGUCUUAAUCGCUAUUUUCUGUCUCUUGUAA